CCGGAUCGUCGUCUCUGAUCGCGGACGAGCGACUCUCGAAAAAUAACUGAAGCGAGCAAAGCGUCUCGCUUCAUGGUGAUCCACCAUCGUUCUCUCGUUGCACAACACAACAUCUCCCAUCCGCCAACAUCCUCAAAAUUCUCUUCACCGAUCCGCAAGCUCUCGCAAUAUCGUAGAAACUCUCGUCGACUCGUUCGUUGGCCGAUCGUUUAAUACCGUUCGUCCGACGACUCUUCUCUCAGCUGUCCAGCUUCGCACCGUUAACGAUAUGAACACGGAUGUUCUCCACGACAAAACGUCCAAGUACGAGAAACUAGCGAAACCGAAGAAGAGGAUCGACAGAAACGUGAACCACAAUGCCUUCAACGUGAAACCCGGCGCCCUGUCCUAUCAGAUCACCGACAGUUUGAACAAACUGGCUCAUCCGAAGAAGAGGCAAGAGCCGAACGAGUCUGUCGCGCCGGAUACGUCGAACAAAACUGCUCCCGCAGCCACAGACGAACAACGCUGUUCGCGCAACCGCUGCGUGACCGAUUCUCUUGAUUUUCCAGUGAAAUAUGGGACGCACAGGCUGAUAAACAGCGACGAGCAGUCGAAGGAUGCGCAGGAAACCAAGAAGAAGAAAUUUCUGAUAGACACCUACGCCAGGAUCGUCGCAGCGAGGAACAAACGGACCUCGAAACGCUUGCAGGAACUUGCCAAGCCGAAGAAUUAUUCUCCUCGGUUCGCGCCCUGCGACGAGUUCGACGAUUACUUGCAGAACAUGAACAAGAGUAACAUGAAAGCUGCCGCUCCGCGACCGUCGAGAUAAAUACGAUUAUAAUGUAACCGAUACGAAACGAUGACAAUACAAAAGCAUAUUUAAAGUU
Megalopta genalis is the source of this 869-nucleotide messenger RNA. RefSeq lists its product as uncharacterized. NCBI's taxonomy places the organism in Eukaryota, Metazoa, Arthropoda, Insecta, Hymenoptera, Halictidae. The record is from RefSeq and is a predicted model, not a curated record.